Mercenaria mercenaria is the source of this 4932-nucleotide messenger RNA. RefSeq lists its product as uncharacterized. The record is from RefSeq and is a predicted model, not a curated record. The transcript has 6 exons. Lineage: Eukaryota; Metazoa; Mollusca; Bivalvia; Venerida; Veneridae. The coding region runs from base 148 to 3771 and encodes 1207 amino acids.
GCACUUUAUCUGCAUUUCAUUUAUACUACGUACGUGCAUACUACAUCCAGUUACCUACCUUUGAUAAACAACUUCACUGUGGUUAGACGAAUCGUAAAAUGGCAAGAGAAAUGCACCGAAAACGAAAGUUGGAUAAUAGGAAGAGCCAUGGAUCAUCAAAGUGAAUUAGAAAAGAAAAAAUACAGAAACUGGGUGAGAGGUGGACUGGCAUAUAAAUAUCUAAAAGAAGGUAUAGAAGGAUUUGCUGAUGAAGUGGUUCAACAAGAACACACUCGAAUUCUUACCGUUGUCAGUCACACACCUGGCUUCACCUGUAACCAGUGUUGUUUAAGAAACUUGCGACCAUUACAUAAAUGUGAGAAGGAACCUGUUACAGGUAGAAACAAGUGUCCAUGGAGUCAGUCCAACUGUAACUGCGUCCAUCCAAAGAAGCAGGCGUGUCCAUAUAAAGUAUGUGACAUGAUAAUGGAAGACAUACUUAAAGGCCAUGGAUCCACACCACCCACUCCAAACUGGAAAAAUACAGAGAUACAAAAAUGGUGUAUAGAUCCAUGGGAGGUCGCCAAAUGUUUCAUCAAUGCACCGGGAUAUUCUGACAAGACAAAGGCAGCUGAUAUUGACACUCCAGGGCUGAUUCAUAUAUUUAUCAACAACAUCAAUCUUCAGGCACACUUUUCAGACAACAUUAAUGGGAGCGACAUUUUUAAACAGACUAUACAAAGAAGAAAUGAAUUAUUCCAUUCACCAACCAUGGAGAUGGAAGAUACCGUAUUGGAUAAAUGUAUAGAUGAAAUUAUAGCAAUUCUUGAAGACGAAAAAGAGUUGAAAGUAAGACAUGAUGCCAAAAAAGCUGUCUUCAAACUGAAACAGUUAAAACAGGAGAGCUUUAUCAUUACUACACACGACGAGACCGAAGUGUGCAGAGAUGCUCUUGCCUCCAUUACCAACAAGUCAGAGGAACUGAAACGAACGAUUCAAGAUGCAAAAGAUGACAUUGUAAAGAAACAAAAAGAAGUAACAGACGCAAUCGAAGAGGUAAAAGAUGACAUUGGCAAGAAACAAAUAGAAGCUGUAGACGAUAUUAAAAAUAAAACACAACUAGCUCUACAAGACACCCUGCAAGAAUUUGAUAAACAUAGUGUGUACGAAAGAUUAGACCGGCUUGAGUUAGAGAGUUCUGUUUCAAAACAGCGGCUUUCAUUACUGGAGAGCAAAGUUGACAAGCUUGAAAGUAUACUCCAAAAUCGCCAGAAACAGUUAGACUAUGUUAAAGGAAAGCAAGUACUGCAGAAAAAGUUGGUGACAAUGUACCAGAAUCAUUACGUAAAAACAUCUAUUUCACCGCUUAAAUUGCAAAACGACUUUAUCAACAUAAAAGAAGUAUAUGUAACUCCGGAAAUGGUUAUUGAAGGUAACAUAAACACAUAUGAAUCAACACCAACAGAAAACUCACUGGACAUACCAAAUACCAGAACAGUACACCAAUAUCGAGAUAUAUUUCAAACAAAUUGUGAGAAGCAGCAUAAAACAAUCUAUAUUUUAGGUAAUGCUGGUACAGGAAAAAGCACAUUUGCCAAAAUGAUGAUUCAAAAUUGGUGCUCCGCCGUCAAUGAAGACAACCCUAAUGACAAGUCUGAAGACCCUGACGAAUCGGAUUCUGCAUAUUUAAUGCAAUGGUUAGCAGUUAACGACGAAAAUAUCAACGAGAUGAAAAACUACGAAUUUCUUUUCUUCGUGCCCUUACAGAGAAUGUCAGGACUUGCUGAUAUUACUGAAAUGAUCAAAGCGAUUACCGCAAAUGCUGAUCUUGCUCCAAAUUACCUCAUAGACAGACUUCUUGAGCAAGAAUCGGAACGUUGUUUCAUCGUAGCUGAUGGAUUGGAUGAAUGGACUCCUCCAAGAAAUGCAUCUGUUUUACAACAUACCAGUUAUGGUGUACCUGCUAGAGACAGAGCAAAACAUGCCAGACUCGUUACACUUUCCCGGCCGUCAGCAAAGGGAAUUCUAAACAUGAAGUCUUCUGAAUACGAUCUAAAAGUGGUAUUAGUAGGAAUAAACUCUGUUCAGUAUUUCAUUGAAAAAUACCUGUCAAAAUUCAAUAAUACAGAUUUGUCAUAUUGGUCAUUCAUGAAGAAAUUAAAAAUGGCAAACUAUGAACCGCUCGAGAACACGCCUCUCCUCUUACAACAACUCGUAUGGUUAUACGGUUCCGGAAAUGAGGUUGGAAUAUCUGUUAGCGAUACAUAUAUUCAUAUCUUGAAUAUCAUGCUUGGCUGGGCUCAUAAAAAAGAAGAGGGAGAAGACAAUGAUCAAUAUCAGGUUGACGUAGCAAACCAGGAGAAAGAUAUGCAGCUACCUAAACCUUUACAGAGAUUUCCAAGAUGCGAGGCAAACAAGCAAUUUCUACUACCGUUAGCUAGAGUUGCAUUCGAAGCAUUAACGUCGGACAUGCGUUCAAGCACAUUCGGCCGAACAUAUCUUCAAAAGAGAGGUGUGUCAAAAGAGUGCAUAACUUCACUCAUUAGGUUUGGUAUUCUGGUAGAAAAUACUUGUUUUGAUCCCACUCAAGAAAAUACUCAACUGGAGUUCAUUCACGUGUCUUACCUUGAGUUUUUCGCUGCUGUGCAUAUUUCAAUACAAUUUGAUGAAACACAACAGUGUUCAGUACUUCAAAGAACCCAUUUGCAGGACCUAAUCCAAACAUGUAAAUCUGCUGGCGACGUUCUACAGUUAUCAAAUGUGCUUAAAAUGAUUUGUGGAUUAUCUCCAUUCCUACUAUCAGAACUGUCCAAAUUAGUCUCAGACAUUGUAAGUGGGGACGACAGAAUGUUCAGGUACAGAAACUCUCUGUCAGAGUGUAUGUUAAGCAGGCUUGGCCAUGUAUCAGAUCAGAUUCAGUAUCUGAUAUUCAAUUGCCUAUGUGAAUGUGAUCCAGAUAAUCAGCCGAUGAUCACUCUUCGUGAUGUUAUCUUAGACUACACUGCACAAAUGUCCUUUCUACAAAGAAUAAUACAGAAGAAUGUGUUAUCUCUUAAUAUACAGUAUCUCGCAGCUGAUGGGCAAGUAUGGAGAUGGGUUUCACAGCUGAAACUUCUACAAUAUAUAUACAUUGGUUUUAGUCGGAUGGCGCAUAGUGAGAUGGCAUCGAUUGCUUCAUUAAUAGGUGAAGUACCAUUAAAAAAGCUUUCAUUGUGCUCAUUAGGAUGCAACUACUGUGACUGUGAUGGUCAUGAAAUUGAUCUUUCCAAAAAUGACCAGAUUCAGAAACUUGAGCUUACAGGCUGCAAAAGAGUGUUCAUUUCAAACAUAAAUACUAAACCUCUUGAAAUAGUGCGUUUGGACUCUUCCAGUAUAUCAUAUAUUGGCCUUCUGUUAAAUGCUGUCAAUCUGGCGGAACUUUGCCUUGGACAUACUCUCUUUGAUUAUUGUAAAUACAAUAAACAAGUGGCUUCUGUGGUUCAUACCUUACAGAAACUAAGGAAAUUGAAAUUAGAGAAGGUAGAUAUUGGUGAAAAUUUGCUUGUGGUAAAACCAGUGAUGAAAAACCUUGAACUCAUUGUAUUAUGGGAAGUUAGAAUGAGCAUACAGACAUGGUUUAGAUUCGUAGAUAGUCUUCUUUCUCUUCAACAGUCUGUGCAGUUGAAUACAGCAUAUUGUCCUAAUUGUGCAGAAAUAGACGGAGAGGGACGUAACUACGUAAACAGAAAUGCAACCUUAUUUGAAGUGUUAAAAAAUGACCGGAACAGUUUCAGUUUUAGAACAAAUAAAUAACUGUAUCAAAACUUUUCACCAUACAGUUUGACACUCGAGAAUAAUUUGAAAAAUUCAAAAUUUGAAUAUUACAUCAUAUCUGAUGAACAAGUUUCAAAUGAAUAUUCAAAAUUAAGAAAGCCCGUUUAUAAGAAGCAAUAUUUAGAAUACUAAAUAUCUCUUUGUGAAUAGAAAUCCUAUGUAUGGACAUAUUCAUUUUCCAAAGAUGAAUAAUUUUCGUCCAGCCACUUUCCAAAUAGAAUCUAUCCAGUUGAAAAAAAAAUCAUCAAAACAAUAUAAGGUUAAUAUGUAAUAGUUAUAGACAUAUGUGCUUAUAGAUGAAAUAAUAUUAUCUGAUGAGGACAUAUCGAAACUGUUCUGCUUACAAAUAAAAAACAACACAGACACCUUAUUGUUUGUAAUGAUGCAACUUGGCGUGAUAAUGUGGGUUUGAUUGUCUGUUUGGGUGUAACACCAUUUUCAACAGUAUUUCAGUUAUGUAACUCGGUUAUGGAACCAGUGUUCCUGAAUUCUGUACCAGCACAAACCUGCUCUCCGCAAGUAACUGCCAUCUUCCCACACAGAGGCGGAGAAGGAAUGAUUUCAGACGCAAUGUCCUUUAUCAAAUUGUCACGGAGAACAUACACCCCACCCGAGGAUCGAACUCACGACCACCCCGCGAUCUGUAGAUCUUUGCUCUCUCUAUUGAGCUAAGUUGUUGGGCUUGUCGUCUUCUUACAUGAAGAUUUCUAUAAAAAUAUAUAUUUGGAACAUGUAUUCGCAACCAACCUUUUCAAAUAAAACAGUUAGACGUUUCUUGCGUAAACUUUCAAAUAAUCAGGUCACAUACUUACAAAACUCAUUUCGGUCUCACCUGCGCUUGAUAUUGAAAUUUUAUAGCAUAUUUUGCUAGAACUUCAAGAUUAAAUUUCAAUUGAGACUUACCAUCAGUAUGAAAUAAUCACGUGAAAAUAGCUUUCAUUUUAUAAUUUGAUUUUAAAAACAUUAUCUAUAUAUAAAUGACAAAUAAAGUUUCAUUAUCAUACUCGAGCUGAAACUGUAAGGUCAGACUUUAGAUACUAAACCAUUAAUAUUUUUUUCAACCCUGAGAUCUAUUUUGCAUGAGUUUCAUUAUUAUUCAAAUUAUUCAGUUUGUUUGUAUAAAACAAAUUUAUAUAUAUA